Molecule: messenger RNA, 4502 nt
Organism: Coregonus clupeaformis (lake whitefish)
Lineage: Eukaryota; Metazoa; Chordata; Actinopteri; Salmoniformes; Salmonidae
Product: LIM domain kinase 2-like
Exons: 16
Coding region: 198-2210 (670 amino acids)
Biological process (GO): protein phosphorylation; actin cytoskeleton organization
Cellular component (GO): cytoplasm; nucleus
Molecular function (GO): ATP binding; protein binding; protein serine/threonine kinase activity
Source: RefSeq, a predicted model, not a curated record
CUGCCAACAAAGUAGGCUAUUCCAAAACUAAACGGGGAUAUUUUCCCUUCUCAGAAAAAUUUCACCGGAUUUAGACUACCAUUUCUAUAUAAGAUUCUUGUAUUCGUAGAAUGAAUAACCCUCAAUGUAACUCACACUGGAUCACUGUGAGAACUUUCUGAAAAAAAGAACAAAUAUCGACGACACACAACAAUUAGAUGGAGGACCUGGAAGGUACAGAUGGACGCCACUGUGCGGGUUGCGGGGGAACAAUUCAAGACACAUUCAAUGUGAAGGUUCUUCAAGGAACUUGGCACAAUGCCUGUUUUCAGUGCUCGGAGUGCUGUGACCACCUGACCAACUGGUACUAUGAGAAGGAUGGCAAGCUGUACUGCCGUAAACACUACUGGGAGAAGUUUGGAGAGCUGUGUCACGGCUGUUCUCUGCUCAUGACUGGACCUGCCAUGGUGGCCGGAGAAUACAAGUAUCACCCAGAGUGCUUUGUGUGUCUGAGCUGCAAAGUGGUCAUCGAGGACAGGGACACCUAUGCCUUGGUGGAGCGCUCCAAACUGUACUGUGGGAAGUGCUAUAAGCAGAUAGUCCUGGCGCCCGUGUUGGAGAAGCGUUCGGCCGACUCGGCCCUGGACUCUCUGCCUCACACGGUCACCCUCAUCUCCAUGCCCUCUGCCACCAACAGCAAGAGGGGCUUCUCUGUCUCUGUCAUAAGGGACGCGGCCAGCGGCUCGGCUAGCGUGCAAGUCAAAGAGGUCAGAGGGAUGCAUAUCAGCCCGGAAGUUCGGAAUGCCAUCCACGUUGGUGACAGGAUCCUGGAGAUCAAUGGUCUUCCAGUGGGGACACUGAUGGAGGAAGAGGUGGAGGACCUCAUCCAUCGGACCAGUCAGACACUGCAGCUGCUCAUAGAGUAUGAUCCAGUCAGGCAGCGGUUGGACAGGCUCAGACUGGGGUCCUCGCAAAACCGCUUGGGAGUACCCGCCACCUCCCGCAUGCGCCUGUCUUCGCCCUCUGACAGUGUCCUGGAGAGGACAGACGUGGUGGAUGAUGGCACCCUAAAGAGGAGGUCUCUAAGGCGUAGCAACAGCAUCUGUAAGUCCCCUGGGCCAACCUCCCCUAAGGAACACCCUAACCUGACCCGGGACAUCGGGCGCUCCGAAUCCCUGCGCUCCUCCAGCAGCUGCUCCCAUCGCAUCUUCCGCCCCUGUGACCUCAUCCACGGAGAGGUGCUGGGCAAGGGCUUCUUCGGCCAGGCUAUCAAGGUGACCCACAAAGCCACUGGUGAGGUGAUGGUGAUGAAGGAACUGAUUCGCUGUGAUGAGGAGACCCAGAAGACCUUCCUAAAGGAGGUCAAAGUGAUGAGGAGUCUGGAACAUCCCCACGUGUUGAAGUUCAUCGGCGUGCUAUAUAAGGACAAGAGGCUGAAUUUAAUAACCGAGUUUAUUGAGGGAGGCACACUGAAGGAUUUCAUUAGAGACAUGGACCAGUUUCCAUGGGAGCAGAGGGUUAGUUUCGCUAAAGGCAUUGCUUCUGGAAUGGCUUACUUGCAUUCAAUGAGCAUCAUCCAUAGAGACCUUAACUCUCACAACUGCCUGGUGAAACUGGACAACACAGUGGUGGUGGCAGACUUCGGCCUAUCCCGGCUCAUGGUGGAGGAGAAGGUCAAGCAACCUCCCCCUGAGAAACUGGCCAAUAAGAAGAGGGUGUUCAGGCGCAUUGACCGUAAGAAGCGCUACACGGUGGUGGGGAACCCUUACUGGAUGGCUCCAGAGAUGCUGAACGGUAAACGCUAUGAUGAAAAGGUGGACAUUUUCUCCUUUGGGAUUGUGCUUUGUGAGAUUAUUGGGCAGGUUAAUGCAGACCCAGAGUGCCUUCCCAGGACCUAUGACUUUGGCCUGAAUGUAGACAAGUUCAUGGAGAAGUUUCUCCCUGACAACUGCCCACCAGCUUUCUUCCCAUUGGCUGUGGCUUGUUGUGACCUCAUCCCUGAAAACCGGCCUGCCUUCCAGAAGCUGGAGGACUGUUUCGAGGCCCUGUUCCUUAACCAGGAGAUGGGCAUCCCUCUGCCAGCCGAACUGGAAGAGCUGCACCAGAAACUGUGUCGACUCCACCCUCCCAAAGAAAGCUCCUCGCUCCCAGCUCCCCAGAGCACAGUCCCAACGCCAGCCCCAACACAAGCCCUUCCAGAGGAGCCCAGCCAGGCUGACAACGGCACCUAGCAGACGCCUGCCCCUCUGGAUCCCCAAGCCCUCCCUCCAAGACCACGGCCUAGACUUCUGCACUAACACAGCUGGAGGAGGAGUGGGGAAGACGAACCUAACUCAUGCCAUCUGGGAACUGGAUAACCUGAGCUAGCCGGACCAAGCUCCUCUCUCUCUGUGUGGGAUGUUGAUAUGGUCUGUAGUGGAUGUGUGUGAGUGACCAUACAGCUCUGAGAGCACCAAGGAACUGCGGUGUGUAUGUAAACUGGAGACAACGGAGGAGACACAUUUCAAUGAAGACUAGAGGUGUUUGGUAUUUUUUUGUCCUGUUUAAUAUUUUUUUUAUUUUUUUUGCACACACCAGGACAUGCAGGGUUUUACACAUCUGUUUACCAUACUACCAGAACCUGUUAUGUGGUUGGUUCACUGUCGGUCACUACUCUCUCAAUAUGAUUCCUUAUUUUAUAGAGAGAAUCUCUCCACAGCAUUUAAUAUCAAUCCCCAUGUGAAAGCUGUUGUGUUUUUCACUAACUGUUUUUAUCUCGUCGGGUGGGUCUGAAGUUAUAGUGUGCUAUGUGUGGAGAUGAGACCCAGCCCAUGAGAAGACUCGCUCGGCAGGCAGCAGCAGAGAAAAUAGAGAUGUGUAACAGACUAGCUGACGGCUGGCUCAGAGUUAACCCAGGGCAGGGCAUUUGGGAGUGAAGUUUGUUUACCAUCAGGAGGACAGAGGGGUAUCCUACGAAGCAGGUUUGAGUAGUUAGCAAGGUAACUUUGGUCAACUCUGAGUUCAAUUCGGAAUAACCGGUCAUACGGAAGUGACUCACCAUUUAUCCAGGUACAUUUCUAUGACAAUGAAUUCUUCAGAACUAACCUUCUCCGGGGCAGGCUAAUUCAGUUGACUCCACUUACCCUGAAAUGACUGAGCCACGAGUUGAGGACCAAUGAAAUCAGAUUCCCUCCCUCUUGCAAAGAUUGCAUCAUCAUCCCUUUCAUUUGAGGAAGACGACUGAUUAAAAGAUUACAUUACACAUUUAUUAUUGAUGACAUGCAUAAAAAUGUUCAGGCACGGUACCACUUUUGUAUGACUUAAUACAAUUAUUUUAUCGAUAGGAGUGGGGAAAAAAGGUGGUUGUGCAUUGAUAAGCACACUAAAGUCGGCAUUAACGAUAAGUAAUAAAUACACCAUAGCCUGCUGAAUUUGCAAGAUAACUUUUAUUUUAGUUUGACUUCGGCACAAAUGAAAAUGUGGCACUGACUUGCCCAUGGAUUGAUGUUUCAGCAUUGUCUCAAUGAAGAGUUCGACUAGCCACGUGCGACAUGCACUCGCAGUUUCAAGCCUGCUAGAGUUAGCGGCAGGCGGACGAGCAAUAUCAACCGUCAUAGUACGGAUGAAGCCUGAGCUGGAAUGUGAAGUUAACUGAAACUAGUUAGCUUUAGAAAACCCUGAGUAGAUUUAGCUUGCUUCGUAGGAUACCCCUCUGGUGUGAAGAGCACAGCAGGGACCAAACAAGCACUCUGAGGAGGCCAAGAACUGUCACACUAGUCAGAGAAAUAUUUGGAGCUGUGUCAAGGGAAUGUUAUGAGCUCACUGACCAGGAAUAUCCUUGUCAGACAGUGCUUCACCUUGAAAUGGGACUUUCUUUGAGGCCCUUGAUCUUAGAGAACUUCCAAGCUUCACUGAUGGCAUCAGAUCCACUCUACAACCGUUAACAGUAAUCAUCCUUUAGUUUUAUUGUCAGUUGGUAGUUAUUGUCAGUUGGUAGUUUGGUAGUUGUCAGUCAGUUGGUAGUUAUUGUCAGUCAGUUGGUAGUUUGGUAGUUAUUGUCAGUCAGUUGGUAGUUUGUGGGGCAUCUACUGAUGUCAAGUUACUGUAGAGGGUGGUAAUGGUAGUCUAUAGAUUUUCUUAACAUUAACUAAAUGUUUUCAAUCCACUAAAUUAACUAUGAAUUUGUUUCUGUUCACAUGGAGACAAAAAUUGUAUUAUGAUUUGGGAAUUUGGAGCUGUUGACUGAUUUGGAGUUUGUUAUAGGAUGAAUAGUGUUUUUAGAUGCACCACACCUUCAGAACCGGACUGGUACCUGGUGCUUGUUGUUAAGGACCACUCAACACAGAGCUCUGUAUGCGCUCCAGAAUCUCAGCUCUGAUUGGACAGUGUGAACCUGGUGUGUACUCAAUGGAGCUCUGCUCUCAAAGGCAUUGUACAACUUACUAAAAAGGCUCCGUUUACACAGGCAACCCAAUUCUGAUAUUUUUUCCACUAAUUGGUCUUGACCAAUCACAUCAGAUCUUUUCACAGCAGGUAGCCUAGCG